CUUUCCAUCACCGGCUUAUCACUGAUCCAGGAGCUGCUUGUUUGUGGACGGUUUACAUGUUUUUUCCUGAAGCUGAAUUCAGAUCAGCAGUAACCCAGGAGGUUUAGCAAAGUGCUAUCUAAAUGUGCUCAAACCCGCCUCCUGUAACUGUAAGGCAGCCCAAGGAUCUCACAUAGUAAAAUGGCUGAAAAGCAGAAACACGAAGGCAGGGUAAAAAUAGGACACUACAUCCUCGGUGACACACUUGGAGUCGGAACAUUUGGAAAAGUGAAGAUUGGGGUGCACCAGUUAACUGGACAUAAAGUUGCUGUGAAGAUCCUAAAUCGACAGAAGAUCCGCAGUCUCGAUGUUGUGGGGAAAAUCAAACGAGAAAUUCAGAACCUGAAACUCUUCAGACAUCCGCACAUAAUCAAGCUGUAUCAGGUUAUCAGCACUCCUACAGAUUUUUUCAUGGUGAUGGAGUAUGUGUCUGGCGGGGAACUCUUUGACUAUAUUUGCAAGCAUGGAAGGGUUGAGGACACAGAGGCCAGACGUCUUUUCCAGCAGAUCAUAUCAGGGGUGGAUUACUGCCACAGACACAUGGUGGUGCACAGAGACCUCAAGCCUGAAAAUGUACUGCUGGAUGGCAACAUCAAUACCAAGAUUGCUGACUUUGGUCUGUCAAACAUGAUGUCAGAUGGAGAAUUCCUGAGAACGAGCUGCGGAUCACCAAACUAUGCCGCACCAGAGGUCAUCUCUGGAAGGCUGUAUGCUGGUCCAGAGGUGGACAUAUGGAGCUGUGGCGUCAUUCUCUAUGCACUGCUGUGUGGGACUCUGCCGUUCGACGAUGAGCACGUCCCCACUCUAUUCAAAAAGAUCCGUGGAGGGGUCUUCUACAUGCCAGAAUACCUCAACCGUUCAGUGGCCAAUCUGCUUAUGCUCAUGUUACAGGUGGACCCCCUGAAGAGAGCUACCAUCAAAGACAUCAGAGAGCAUGAGUGGUUUAAACAGGACCUAACAGGCUACCUCUUCCCCGAGGACCCCUCAUAUGACGCCACCGUCAUAGACGAAGAAGCUGUGCGGGAGGUGUGCGAGAAGUUUGAAUGCACUGAAGCCGAAGUUCUGAGCAGCCUCUACAGCGGCGACCCUCAAGACCAGCUGGCCGUCGCCUACCACCUCAUCAUCGACAACCGGCGAAUCAUGAACCAGGCCAGUGAGUUCUACCUAGCCUCCAGUCCCCCGACCGGAUCCUUUAUGGAGGAGGGCAUGCCCCUGCCACCAGGGGUUAAACCUCACCCCGAGAGGAUGCCCCCCCUCAUGGCCGACAGCCCCAAGGCUCGGUGCCCCUUGGAUGCCCUUAACACCACCAGACCCAAACCACUGGCGGUGAAGAAAGCAAAAUGGCACUUGGGCAUAAGGAGCCAGAGCAAACCAUAUGACAUCAUGGCUGAGGUUUAUCGUGCCAUGAAACAGCUGGAGUACGAGUGGAAGGUAGUGAACCCCUAUCACCUGAGGGUACGUAGGAAGAACCCUGUCACAGGAAAUUUUGUGAAGAUGAGCCUACAGCUAUACCAGGUGGACAAUCGAAGUUACCUGCUCGACUUCAAGAGCAUUGAUGAUGAUAUAAUCGAGCACAAGUCUGGCUCAUCCACACCGCAACGUUGUGGAUCUACUGCCGGUCUGCAUCGCCCACGUCUCAGCAUCGAUUCUGCAACUGUGGCGGUUGAAAUGCCCCUGCUCAGCAGCUCUUUGCCGGGAUCACUCACCGGGAGCACACCCAUGCUGGCACCGCGACAGGGCAGCCAAACCAUGGACUUCUUCGAAAUGUGCACCAGCCUCAUCACAACCUUGGCUCGCUAGGUUUUCAGCCGCUUCACACCCAUACGUGUGUCAACCUCUUAUUAACCAGUCUAAAGGUGAAGGGUUAGGGGGUUAUGAUUUCUAGAGCCGGAACGUACAAUCGUACAGUUUUCAAUAAUGGCACUAUCUCAUACAGAAGCCCUAUAUAGUGUUUGAACACCUAAGACCCAAUUAUACAUGCAUGACUUUCAUUGUGAUGGAUAACAACACAUCAAACCAAGUGUCAUCUGCAAACAAAAAAGGAGUUUUUAAAACUAACUUGAUGUUAUAAGCCGUUUUUGCACACAAAGUAGUCAAGAUUAUUUUAAGAACAUUUAUGAAGUACAAAGAAUUCAAACACUUUGUCCUUGUUUUACACAUAUUAAUAAUAAUAAUUCAUUCACGUACACAACAUUUUUUAUUUAUUAAUUUCAACCUUUUUAAUUUUUUGGGUAGGUGUCCAAAGACGUUUUUGGGGCCACACUACAAGUUAUUGCUGUCUUCAUUGGGUUGACAUUUAAACAUUUCUGGAUUUACAUACACAUUUCUUUUGAUAAUGCUUGUUAUUCAUAUGUAUAAUACAAUAUAUUUAUAUUCUCAUAUCGAUCACUUGAGUUGUAUAGUUUAGUAUAUACAUAUUGAUUUGCAAUGACAUACCAAAAAAGAUUUACACAUAAAUAGCAAAGAGGAUCUUUAUUUAAUGAUUUUAGAGAUACUUUAUUUUACAAAGACAUAGUACCUAUGUGCAUUAUUUUCUGUAGGCAUUCAUUAAUAGAGAAAAUAACAUAUAUUGAGUGUUGCCGACUUGGCUUCCAGUCCAUUGAGAACAUUUACCAAGUAGCAGUGUGAAUAGUGUUGGUCAAUGUAUCACAGUAAAUCUAAACAGAUACACACCAUCGCUUCUAUCAGCAGAUGUAAAGUAUGCAGACCUGUGGUCAUGACCGUGACUUUAAAGUUUUGUCUGCGCCUCAGAGGCCUCAUGGACUCUACUGCUGCCAGACAAAAACAAAAAUGCUCGUCAAGGGCAAACAGAUCAGCCAAAGCAUAGACUUUGUGCCUUGAUAUGGCUAAAAUUUAAGCAAAGAAUUCAAGAGGAGUGAUGAAUGGGGAAAGAAAUCCUUGUUGUGCGACAGUAAGUCUAUAUGAAUGCUGCUUACAUUUUUCUUAGUAUAGCCAGAGAGAGAUAUUUAGAACAUUGUCCUCGAGUUCCACGUUCACAUUAUUUCUGUCAGCGCAUUUUAACUGGUUUCCAGUCGGGACCUGGAUUUUAACUGAAAAUAAGUGAACGAUUAAACGAAGCUACUACUAAUAUUUAUUGUACAAAAAUAUCCUUACCAGGAACUGCAUAAACCCAAGAUUACCCAUAUUUUGAUAUAUUUUCUUUUACAUCGUAUAGUUUUGUUCAUUAGUUUACUGUUUGUCAAAUUUGGCAAGCUUCUACCAGGUUAUGGUUGAAUCUGCAGGUGAAUUUGCACCUAUGUCAAAUAUGUCAUAUAUUCAUAUUCAAUUUAUAUAAACAUAUAAAUCAAACAAUGGAUGUUGUAUGUAACAAAUGGUGACUCAAGCCAAGAGCCUUUAGAAGAGAAAGCCACGUUAUCUCCCGUGGGAUGCCUUAAAUACAUACUUUAUAUACUUUGUUAUAAUCAAAAAUUAGAUUUUUUUCUGUGUGCAUUUGUUUAUGGAGUAGAUCCCAUCUAUUCAUUAGUUGCAUAUAUUUAUUGUUUAUUUACACUCACUUCUUUAGUGUUUUGUGAACAAACGACAAAUGGUUUAAUGGGGUUUCAGGAUAGACAUUUGUUGCUGCUGUAUUUGUGCCAACGUGUAUUUUUGAACAAUUUUAACAUGGAACACAAAAUAAAUGGAAGAUUAUUAAAAAGAGAGAGUAAAUAACACUAAUGUUUAAUGCAGAGAGUAAAGAAAUAAUUUCAUGAAACAGGGCAGCCAAAAAGGUAGUAGAUUUGACGAAUCGCAUAAUCUAACUGCUUCGCCAUUAAGUGAUACUCCACCCAGAAAUGAAAAUUCUGUCAUCAUUUACUCAACCUCAAGUUCCAAACCUGCAUACAUUACUUUGUUUGGUUGGACACAAAGAAAGCCAUUUGGAAGAAUGUUUGCAACUGAUAGUUCGGAGGCACCAUUAAUUUUUUUGAAAAUAAGACAUUUUGAGCAAAUAAGGAAAACAAAUAGUUCUUGGGCACCUUUGACUACCUUUUUUUUAAUACCAUGGUAGUCAAUGAUGUCCCAGAACUGUCAAUUGCAAACAUUUAUCCAAAUAUCUUUCUUUGUAUUCAACAGAACUAAGACAUUUAUUCAGAUUUGGAACAACUUAAUAAUAAAGUUAAUUAAGUAAAUCAUGACAGAAUUUUGGUUGAACUAUAUCCCUUUACCCAAACUUGAAUCCAUUUCUUUAUGUUGAACUAUGUGCAGUGUACACAGUCAGAUCGCUUUAUUCUCAUACAGCAAUCUAGCUGGCUCCCAACUCAAAACAUUGUAAAUGAUGUUGAAUCUACCCCACUUGUCUUGUACAGAAUGGUUGAAUAUCUACUGUUGUGUGCAUGGAGUAGCAGUAUGCUGUAUUUUCAUGAUACACACUUGAAGUUUCAAUGUACCAUCGAAUGUUUGACGAAAAGGUUCUCAUACAAUUCACUUGUCAAAUUUAUCAAAACUAUCAUUAAUCUAAAAUGCUGUAAAUGUGAUGCCUCCAGAAAGUCAGAUUGUAGAUUCUAUCGGAUUCAGUUUAAAUAUUCUGAUAUUGCCAAAGGAGAUUAGACUGAGUUUGUCAGAAUCGGUUUGUUUUUCAGAAUUUCUUGGAGAUUAAAAGCCUUUGAUACACACUUUUAGCAUUUUCCUUUUAAUCCCAGUUUCCCACAAUCUCAGGCCUUUCUCUAGGAAGAAAGUGAAAUCUGCUGAUGCAUCGCUUGAGAAAAUAGUCGAGGUGAUUUUCUGCCCCCUGCUGCUGGACAUUUGCCAUUGCAUUGCUUGACACUCUUGCAGAGCCCAUAUUAGGAAUUUUCUGCACCAGUAGGCCCAUAGAAUCACUCCCAACCUCUGAUGUGACUGAAUGUGUCAUUUGGAGGCCAGGUUAUCCACAGGGCACUUUUGUUUAUGUUAGCUUAAUGGUGCAAGUUCGUUUUGUUGUAAGUGUUCAUUUUUGGUCAAGAGAGUUUAUGACCACUACAAGUUUAUUGGGGGCAUUAAUGUGAUUGUCCCUGCUUCAGCUCAUGUUUAGUGUUUUGUCUAUGUACAAGCAUUUGUGCUGGAUAUUAUACCAUCUCUCUCUCUCUCCGGUGUGGUGUUAAAUAAAUAUGUACAGCUUCCCGGAAGUGAAUAAUCUGUUUUCUUCCUGUUUUUUGAGCACCACUGGGAGAAAUGACCUCCGUCUUUCACUGUUUGUCUACAUAUCUCUGUUAUCCUGUGUACAUGUCUGUUCCUGUGAGUGUGCGGAUUGUGUUUUUACAAAGUUAUGCACUGCAUGGUGUUGUUGUUCUGAUUUGCACUUUAAUUUUUAUUGUUAAAAAAUAAGGAAAAAUAAAGAGUUAUAUGCA
Triplophysa dalaica is the source of this 5360-nucleotide messenger RNA. RefSeq names its product protein kinase, AMP-activated, alpha 2 catalytic subunit (gene prkaa2). Lineage: Eukaryota; Metazoa; Chordata; Actinopteri; Cypriniformes; Nemacheilidae. Gene Ontology annotation, biological process: intracellular signal transduction; protein phosphorylation. Gene Ontology annotation, molecular function: ATP binding; protein serine/threonine kinase activity. Gene Ontology annotation, cellular component: cytoplasm. The record is from RefSeq and is a predicted model, not a curated record. The transcript has 9 exons. The coding region runs from base 181 to 1839 and encodes 552 amino acids.